AUGGAUUUAUUUAUUGGCAGUAUAGACUCCAGCCAGGCGUUGCUGGAUAAGAGUCAUGAACUUAGAGAGCUCUCACGGCACACACAGAUAGGCAAAUUUGAAUCAGUACGCAAGCUCAGCAAAUGGGGCCGCAAGCUGCGCGACCUGCCGUACAACCCACAAAUGCAUUGUUUAACGGUGGCUAUGGCUAACAUACUGCUCAAAAGUCCCGGUUUUCGAGCACAGAUCCUGGACGAAGACCUCGAGGUCGUCCAUGACGUCCAGGUCAGGCUACGGUGCGAUUCGCAACAAACGGGCUUCGAGCUCGAGUGGGAAGUUCCUCUGUGGCGGGUGCUGUUCUUACUGGCGCACGGCGCCUGGAGUCCCUCCACAACACCAAGAUUCGACAGACGGCUUGCACCGGCCAAGUUCGAGCAUCUAGUGAGCGAGUUGAAAACAGCAGAAACACCAGAUCCCAGCUUGUGUGCGGCUCUAGAGGAGCUUGGCAAAUUCUGGUACGCCUUGUGCUACAACUACGGCGUUCGAAUCGACACUUACUGCCGUACGUUUUGGGGAACACUGGAACAGCUCAACGAAACCCUCCGCAGAGACCAGGGCCAUUUGUUGGUGGAGUACUCCGGAGCUCUGCUGCAGCUGUGCUCGUUGCUGCUUCUGCUGCCCGAAAACAAACCGCUGCUGGCCACCUUCGACAUAGUCCUGAACCUGGUUCUCAUUCUCAAACGCGGUAUUCUUCAAUGGGAGCACGAAGUGUCGCAACAACUGUACUCAUCGCUCUCUGACUACAAGAUCCCGCAAAUCCUGCAGGUGCUAUACCUAUAUCUGCUGAGGUCGCCCACCGAAGUGCGUGAGCGCAUAAAGCCCUGCAUCACUGGCCAUCCACAAGCACCUGUGGCCCUCAAAGCUCAAAUCCUCGAGCUCCACGAAUCUUGCAUAUCGGGCUCGGACACGCGCGGCGCUAUCGAUGCCGUUCUUUCAACGCUACGGCUCCAGAUUUGUCCAGCAUCCCCUAAGGGCCCUCUAGACAUUCUUGAAGUUGUGGGCCAAGCACCACAGGCCAAUAGGAACGACUCUGCAGAGACCUUUGUCAGUUGCGAGGCUAAAGAAAACUCUAAACUGGGUCAGCAGCAGACGUGCUCCUCAACUUCGGUCAAUACCGCGUGCAGUGCUAAUUCACUUGACCAAAACGAUUCAUGGACGAAAGAAGAACGCCAGGAAGAGGCAGAGCGGAUCAUGGCCGCAAUACGAAGAUUAGAUCAACUCGGUGUGAUUACUACGAAAGUGCCUGGCUCUUAG
This is a messenger RNA of Lachancea meyersii CBS 8951, 1293 nucleotides long. NCBI's taxonomy places the organism in Eukaryota, Fungi, Ascomycota, Saccharomycetes, Saccharomycetales, Saccharomycetaceae. The record is from the annotation of a GenBank genome assembly.